UUUUUAUUUCUUGCCUCUUUCACUCACGCAUUAUAAAUUCCCCCUACUCUUACACUCCGUUAGCUCAAGAAAGCCUUCGAUAACAAUUUCCGUAACAUUUCCGUUCACUCUCUCUCUAAAAAUCACUCAAUGGAAGACGAUUUUGAUAUUCCGACCGGCGAAGAAAUGAUGAUGAACGAUGACAUGGAUCUUCCCGACGUGAGCUCCGGUCUGAAAGUGGGCGAGGAGAAGGAGAUCGGAACUCAAGGAUUGAAGAAGAAGCUUCUUAAGGAAGGUGACGGGUGGGAUACUCCUGAUAACGGCGAUGAAGUUGAAGUUCAUUACACUGGGACUUUGCUCGACGGAACUCAGUUCGACUCUAGUCGGGAUAGAGGGACGCCUUUUAAGUUCACUCUCGGACAAGGCCAAGUGAUUAAAGGAUGGGACCUAGGUAUCAAGACAAUGAAGAAAAGUGAAAAUGCUAUAUUCACCAUUCCUCCUGAGCUGGCUUAUGGUGCUUCUGGCUCGCCACCAACUAUUCCUCCCAAUGCGACUCUUCAGUUUGAUGUGGAAUUGCUGUCCUGGAAUAGUGUCAAGGAUAUCUGCAAGGAUGGUGGGAUAUUUAAGAAGAUUCUUGUUGAAGGAGAGAAAUGGGAGAAUCCCAAGGAUCUUGAUGAAGUACAUGUUAAAUUUGAAGCUCAGCUUGAGGAUGGCACUCCUGUUGCCAAAUCUGAUGGAGUGGAAUUCACUGUGAAAGAGGGUUAUUUCUGUCCGGCAUUGUCAAAGGCUGUUAAGACAAUGAAGAAAGGAGAGAAGGGUCUUCUGACGGUGAAGCCGCAAUAUGGAUUUGGGGAGAAGGGUAAGCCAGUGUCUGAUGGUCAAGGUGCUAUUCCACCCAAUGCCACACUUCAAAUUACCUUGGAAUUGGUUUCAUGGAAGACUGUAACAGAGGUGACUAAUGACAAGAAGGUAAUAAAGAAAAUACUUAAAGAGGGUGAAGGACAUGAGCGUCCAAAUGACGGUUCAGUUGUCAAAGUAAAAUUGGUUGGGAAAUUGGAAGAUGGUACAGUGUUUUUGAAGAAGGGCCAUGAUGAUGAGGAAGAUCUGUUGGAGUUCAAGACAGAUGAGGAACAAGUCAUUGAGGGGCUUGAUAGAGCUGUAGCGGCUAUGAAGAAGGGUGAGGUGGCACUAGUGACCAUUGCACCGGAGUAUGCAUUUGGUUCGUUGGAAUCUAAGCAGGAUUUGGCAGUUGUUCCUCCUAACUCAACUGUUCAUUAUGAGGUUGAGCUAGUGUCCUUUGUGAAAGAAAAGGAAUCAUGGGAUAUGAACACCCAGGAGAAAAUCGAAGCUGCUGGUAGGAAGAAGGAAGAAGGCAAUGUUUUGUUCAAGGCUGGCAAAUAUGACCGGGCUUCAAAGAGAUAUGACAAGGCUGUUAAGUACAUAGAGUAUGAUACUUCAUUUAGCGAGGAGGAAAAAAAGCAGGCCAAAGCAUUGAAGGUUGCUUGUAACCUCAAUUAUGCUGCUUGCAGGCUAAAACUGAAACAAUACAAAGAGGCAGAAAAAUUGUGCACCAAGGUGCUAGAGUUGGAGAGUAGAAAUGUAAAGGCUCUGUACAGAAGAGCCCAGGCAUACAUCCAACUCUCAGAUUUAGAUCUGGCCGAGUUUGACAUUAAGAAGGCCCUUGAGAUCGAGCCUGAUAAUAGGGAUGUGAAGCUCGAGUACAAGUCUUUGAAGGAGAAGAAGCGGGAGUUCAAUAAGAAAGAAGCCAAAUUUUAUGGCAAUAUGUUUGCCAAGAUGAAUAAGCUUGGCCCUCUAGACUCUGAUAAAUCAGCAUCGACUGAAGCCGAGCCAAUGAGCGUAGACAGCAAGGCAUGAGUAGCUAGUGACGUUGAUGACCAACUAGGAAAUGGAGGAGCAAAAUCCUAGCUUUGUUUCUUCUCUUUACAAAUUGUGGCUUUACCUUUUUGUAUUUCUGAGAAAUGUUUGUUAUUUAUUUGGUAAUAUUUGAGGUUAGACUUCAGAUAUAAUGGAAUGUUCUUGCAAAGCGAUUGUGUGAAAUGUGACAACGCGAAGUAAAUGCCCCAAUUUUCUCUUUA
This is a messenger RNA of Mercurialis annua (annual mercury), 2075 nucleotides long. Its product is annotated as peptidyl-prolyl cis-trans isomerase FKBP62-like. Gene Ontology annotation, molecular function: protein binding; peptidyl-prolyl cis-trans isomerase activity. The transcript has 11 exons. The record is from RefSeq and is a predicted model, not a curated record. Bases 130 to 1854 code for a protein of 574 amino acids. Lineage: Eukaryota; Viridiplantae; Streptophyta; Magnoliopsida; Malpighiales; Euphorbiaceae.